GCUGCCCGCCGCCCUCCUUAAUCUUUAACCAGGCAGGGCUGGAGCUGCCAGACCCCCCCGCGCCCGCCGGCACAAGCAGGGACCUGACCUGCCGGGCACCCAGGAUGCCCCCCGUGCCGCGCUGGCUGCCACUGGUGUGGCUGGUGGCCACAGCCACGGCCACUGUCACCCCGGUGCCCACACCGGAGCCCUCUCCCAGCACACUGAAGCUGCUCAGACAGCACCAACCGCUGCUGGUGCCCACCACCACCACCCCAAGCACGCCAGGGGACACGGAGACCCCCACCCUGCCUGCACCCACCCCGCUUGCCCACCCCGAGGAGCAGCUUGGCUUGGGUGCCCCCCUCGAGCCCACAGACCCCCCCAACCCCGAGGCUCCGGAAGGGGCACCCGAGGAGCCGGGCACCACGGCCGGCGGGAGCACGGCAGGACCCAGCACCGCUCAGGGACCCCCCAGCACCCCAGGCGCCAGCGCCACGCCGUGCCCCGGGGAUGAGGAGCCGGCCGAGGUCUGCGGGGAGCCCACGGGAGAGCAGCGGGCAGCUGUGGCCGAGGCGCUGGGCACCUUCGCCCUCCGCUUCUACCAGCGAAUGGUGGAGGCGGCCCAACCCGAAGCCAACCUGCUCUUCUCCCCCAUCAACGUCGCCAUGGGGCUCUCGCACCUUCUGCUGGGCGCCCGCGGCGAGACCCGUGAGCGCCUGGCUGCCGUGCUGUCGUUCCCCCCGGCGCUGCCCUGCGUGCACAGCGCCCUGCGGCAGCUCGCCGGCGCCCCAGGCCUCUUCUCCGCCGCGCAGAUCUUCCAUCACCCAGAGCUGCGCCUCCGGCCCCGCUUCCUCAAUCAGUCGUGGCACCUAUACGGCGCCCGCCCGCGGGCGCUGAGCGGCAACGAGAGCCUGGACCUGCUGCACAUCAACGCCUGGGUGCGCGAGGCGAGCCGGGGGCUGCUGCCCACCCUCCUGCCUGCGCUGCCCCCCCAGCCCCACCUGCUGCUGCUCAGCGCCGUCCACCUCCGAGCCACCUGGCGCAUACCGCUGGAAGCCAAGCGGACGGUGCCGCUGCCUUUCCUGCUCCCCGGGCGUCCUCCCCGCCUGGUGCCCACCAUGACCAGCAAGAAGUACCCAGUGGCUUCUUUCACUGACCCCCGCCUGCAGGUCCAGGUGGGGCGGCUGGAGCUGAGCGGGGGGCUGAGCCUGGUGGUCCUGGUGCCACAGGGGCCCCCGGGGGCACUGGGGGCCCUGGAGCAGGCGCUGGACCCCCCCACCUUCCUGGGGCUGCUGCGGCGGGUGGCCAGCACCCCACCCCGGGCCACCGCCCUGGCCCUGCCCCGCCUGCGCCUCGACCAAGCCCUGGAUGUGGUGGCCCUGGUCCACGACAUGGACUACGGGCUGUUCCUGGACGCGGAGCUGUGCGGGCUGGCGCGGGGGCCAGCGGUGGCGGUGGACACGGCGCGGCACCGGGCAGUGCUGGCUCUGGACGAGGCUGGCGUGGAGGCGGCAGGUGCCAUGGCCACCUCAGUAGCCCGCACGGUGAUGGUGCUUGAGGCCCUGCGCCCCUUCCUCUUCGUCCUCUGGCACGAUGCCGGCGCCAUCCCCCUCUUCAUGGGACGCCUCAGCGACCCCCAGCCCUGAGCCCUCCCUCUUCUCAUCCCUCCCUCCCUGCUGCUUUCCCUCCGGCCCUU
Tyto alba (common barn owl) is the source of this 1678-nucleotide messenger RNA. It is a transcript of the gene SERPING1, whose product is annotated as serpin family G member 1. The record is from RefSeq and is a predicted model, not a curated record. Gene Ontology annotation, molecular function: serine-type endopeptidase inhibitor activity. Gene Ontology annotation, biological process: negative regulation of endopeptidase activity. Lineage: Eukaryota; Metazoa; Chordata; Aves; Strigiformes; Tytonidae.